AUGAAAUCAAAACAAUCAAAGCAAUCCUCCUCCAUCAUUGCAAGUGAUUCAGUUUCCGAUUUCAGUUCUGGCGUAUCAGUGAAAUCGGACAAGGUGGCAAUUGUCGCCUAAUUAGGAGAGCUAGCUUGUGCAAUAGAAUAAAAGCCAACAGAGUCAGAGAAUCAAAACGAAAUAGAAAAUCCAGAAGAAAUCCAUAGUCCAUUGGAGUUCAAACUAGAUUUAAGCAUGAUUAUUUAGAAGAAUGGGAAAACUGAUGAAUUUUAUAAUUUAGUACUUUAAAGUUAUUUGGAAAAACAAAAUAAGCCUACCGAAUACUUAUUUAUAGACCCCAAGGGUUUGGAUGAUGAAGAGAGAAUUAGGUUUUUGAAUUGGUUGGUAGAGAUCACACAGGCAUAUUCAAUGAAUUAUUCAACAUUUUUCAUAGUUUGUUCUAUUUUGGAUGAAUAUUAAAAAAUAACUCUAAAUGUUACUAAAGAUAAUCUCCACUUAACAGGUGUGAGUUGUAUAUAUCUGGCAUCAAAGUUUAACGAUGUUAUACCUUUAAGAUUAGAUUAAGCAAUAGAUAUUUCACAUAAUAGAUUGGCUCGAACUAAGAUUUUGUAGAGAGAGUUAGAAAUUUUUGAAAGUUUAGAUCAUUAACUUAACUUUUCUAAUGGUUUUUUGUUUUUAACUUUAUUAUUAAGACUAUAUUUGAGUAAGAUAAAGGAUAAGGAGAAUGAUAUAAUUGAGAUAGCUUACUUUACAUUGAAGUUGUGUUGUUUCGAUUACAAACUACAGAGUAUCUAUUACUAAAGUGAGAUAUCUGCUGGUUGUUUAUCCUUUGCAGUGAUGCUUGUGAACUCAAAUAACCAAGGAAAAGUGAGUGAUGAUAUCGCUACAUCGCUUGUACAUCUACUAAAGACAACGAAUGUGGUUAAGAGUCAGUAUAUCACGGAUGUUGGAGCACACAUUGAAGGAUUGGUAGAUAGAUACUUUUAUGAUAACGAUUUUCGAGGGAAGAUAUAAAAAUUAAUAGUGUAUAACCUAACCUAAACUGAGUUGUUGAAGUCUUACAUAGAAAUUAGGAAUAAUGAUUCAUGAAAACAAGUAUUAUUAUAAUUAUUACUUAAUUUUUAA
Messenger RNA from Paramecium tetraurelia, 1116 nucleotides. RefSeq lists its product as uncharacterized. The transcript has 3 exons. Gene Ontology annotation, biological process: regulation of cyclin-dependent protein serine/threonine kinase activity; mitotic cell cycle phase transition. Gene Ontology annotation, cellular component: nucleus; cytoplasm; cyclin-dependent protein kinase holoenzyme complex. Gene Ontology annotation, molecular function: cyclin-dependent protein serine/threonine kinase regulator activity. Lineage: Eukaryota; Ciliophora; Oligohymenophorea; Peniculida; Parameciidae. The record is from RefSeq and is a predicted model, not a curated record.